UUGUCUGCGUUCGUCCCUUUUACACCCCGUGGCUGCGGGAGAAGCAAGUCGGAGGAGCCCAAAGGUGUUUGCGGAUCUCCCGUAGCUGAGCUGCGUUGCCUUUAAGUACACGGCUGGAUAAUGCCGCUUGCGCACGCGACUGGGCACGUGUGCAGGGGUUGGGGGGUCAGGCAGAACAAGCCGCUGCGCAUUUUAUCCAAGAGUAAUCCCACCUGAACCCAGCGGGCUUCAUGUCAAAGCAGAUAAUGGAGACGUGAAGAAUAAUCUCAAGGUAGAAAUGUCUGAACAACAGAAACAGAUUGAGAUAUUGGUGAAGCCACUGGAAGAGACCUUAUCUCAGUGCCAUGCCAAGGCAGAAGCCGCUGAACAGCAACAUGGAUUGUUGAGACAACAGGGGAAGACCUUGGGGUUGGGAAUGGAUGAGUCCACCCUGGGUGAGGAAAGCUUCAAGGACCAAAGCGAAAUCCCGGCCCAGGGAGAGAUGGAAAAAGACAAGGGACUAGUAAUUUUAGAAGAAGAGAAGAAUGCAGACCUCAUUACUUGUGGGAGGAACUUUACGGCAGUGACAUUGUAUGGAUGCUCAGACGAUGGAAACUCCUCCUGUAUGACCUCUGAAAAUCAAUGGGAUCAUACUGCAAAGGAGAAAAUAUACACAUCUUUGGACUUUGGGGACUCCUUUGGUAUGGAUGCUGGCUUUAUCAAGCAUUAUGGAACCCACACAGGAUGCAAAACGUUUCAAUGCUCGGACUGUGGGAAGAGCUGUGAAACAAAAAACCAGUUGCUUGUGCAUAUGAAGGUGCACACAGGGGGAAACCCACUUAGAUGCACCAUCUGUGGGAAGAGCUUCUCUCAGAACGGAGACCUCUCUGUUAAUGAGAGAAUCUACACAGAAGACAAAAUGUUUAUGUGCUCAGAAUGCAAUAAAUCCUGCCCCCACAACACUGUACUUGGAUGUCCCCAACCCCAGACAGGGGAGGAACCAUAUAAAUGUUUAGACUGUGGGAGAUCCUUCACUCGGAACUCUGACUUUCGUAAACAUCACAGAACCCACACGGGAGGGAAACCACAUAAAUGCCCAGACUGUGGCAAGACUUUUGAUAAGAAAUUUAAGCUAGUGACGCAUGUGAGAAUCCAUACUGGGGAGAAACCUUUUAAGUGUUUGGACUGUGGGAAAAGCUUUGCUCAGAAGGGAAACCUUGUGGUUCAUGAGAGAAGCCAUACUGGGGAGAAACCAUACAAGUGCUUGGAUUGCGAGAAGUCCUUCAGUGUGAAUGCAGACCUUAUUAGACAUCACAGAAUACACACAGGAGAAAAGCCAUUCAAAUGCCCAGAGUGUGGGAAAUUCUUCAGGACACACUCUGAAAUGUACAGGCAUCAGAGAACUCACCCAGGAAACAAACCAUUCGACUGCUGGGACUGUGGCAAAACCUUUAGUCAGGAAGCCCACCUCGUGUCACACCUGAGAAUCCACACUGGGGAGAAGCCCUACAAAUGUCCAGACUGUCGGCAAAGCUUUGCCCAGAAAGGGAACCUUAUUCUUCAUCAGAGGACCCACGUGGAAGAGAAGCCGUAUAAAUGCUUGGAUUGUGGGAAAUCCUUCCGUGCAAAAUCUAAGCUCAUAGAGCAUCAGAGGCUUCACACUGGGGAGAUGCCCUAUGAUUGCUCAGACUGCGGUAAAAGCUUCAGCCGGAAAGGGAGCCUCCUUGCCCACAUGCACUUCCAUUCCGGGAAGAAGCCGUAUGAAUGCUCCAUUUGUGGGAAAUCCUUCAUUAUGAACUCUGAUCUCCUUAGACACCAGAGAACUCACACAGGAGAGAAACCGUAUAAAUGCUCAGAUUGCGAUAAAAGCUUUAGUCGGAAAGACGGCCUGCUCAAACACCUGGUAAUCCAUUCUGGGACAGAACUGCACAUUCAGGAAAAGCCAUACGAAUGCUUGCACUGCGGCAGGAGUUACAAUUACAAACAGAACCUCAUUGUGCAUAGGAGAACUCACACUGGAGAAAAGAGAUUUAAAUGCGCAGACUGUGGUAAAACCUUCAACACAAACUCUGAACUUACCAAACAUCGGAGAAUGCACACGGGGGAGAAGCCGUACAAGUGCUCCGAUUGUGGGAAAAGCUUCGCCCAGAGGGGAGGCCUGGUUGCCCACAAGAGGACCCACACGGGGGAGAAGCCGUACAAAUGCACUAUUUGUGGGAAAUGUUUUAGUCUGAGCUCUUGCCUGAUUAGACACCAGCAAAUCCACACAGGGGAGAAACCCUAUCAGUGCCCAGACUGCGGACAGUGCUUUACUCACAAAAGGAACCUUGUCAAACACACUGCAAGCCACCAAGAAGAAAAACCAUAUAACUGCUCAGACUGUGGGAAACGUUUUGGGAUAAGUUAUCACCUCGUUCAGCACCAGCAAAUCCACUCAGGAGAGAAACCGUAUAAAUGCUUGGAAUGCGGGCAGAGUUUCACUCACAAGAGAAACCUUGUGGUACAUGCGAGAAACCACACGUCAGAGAAGCUCCACAAAUGCCCAGACUGUGGGAAAAGUUUCCCUCACAAAAAUAAUCUUGUCGAGCAUAUGGAAAUGCAUGCAGGGGAGAAACCGCAGGAAUGCCCAGAAUGUGGGGAAAGUUUCACUGAUCUUCUUGUUCUUAUUAAGCACAGAAGAAUCCACUCAGAGACAGCCUUGGAGGAAUCCUCCUAUUGGGAGAAGAUACUUUGUUGAAACGUUCAUGGACUUUUACUGCAUAUUAGAGAAAUUACACUGUAGGAGAUGCUUAGACUCAAGAAGGCCAAAUGUUAGGAAGUGUGAAACCAGUGAGGGUGGUGAAUGCCCUGCGUGAGUAUCUGGAGGAGAGAUGGCGGUUGAUGGGUUGAGGUUGAAUCCCAACAAGAUAGAAGUACUGUUUCUGGGGGGCAGGGAGCAGGCAGAUGUGACAGACUCCCUGGUCCUUAAUGGGGUAACUCUGCCCCUUAAGGACCAGGUGCACAGCCUGGGGGUCAUUUGGUCUCACAACUGCCAUGGAGGCACACGUUACUGUAAUUCUGUGUCCACGGCAGCUGUCUACCAGCUUCAUCUGGUACCCCGGCUGAGACCCUACCUGCCUGACAACUGUCUCGCCAAAGUGGCAUGUGCUUGUCUUCCGCUUGGACUACUGCAAUGUGCUGUACGAGGGGCUACCUUUGAAGGUGACUCAGAAACUACAGGUAAUCCAGAAUGUGGCAGCUAGACUGGCGACUGGGAGCAGCCACCGGGACCAUAGAGCACUGGUUCUAAAGGAUCUACGUGGGCUCCCAGUAUGUUUUCGAGCACAAGUUAAAGUGUUGGUGUUGACCUUUAAAGUCCUAAGCAGCUUCUGCCCUGUAUACCCAAAGGAACAUUCCAUCUCCAUCAUCCAGCCUGGAAACUGAGGUCCAGCACGGAGGGUUGUCUGGUGGUUCCCUCUCUGUGAGAAAUAAAGUUACAGGGAACCAGGCAAAGGGCCUUUUUUGUAGUGACUGUGGAAUGCCCUCCCAUCAGAUGUCAAUGAAAUAAACAGCUACCGUGUUUCCCCUUUUUUAAGACGUAGUCAGAAAGUAAGCCAUGGCAGCAUUUUUUAGCAUUAGUGAAAUCUAAGACACCCCCCGAAAAUAAGACAUACCUCCAUGCGAGACCGCCGAGCGCCCCAGCCAGCCAGAGGGGCCUGCAGCGCCUGGCCUCUUCUUUUCUUUUUUUUGGGCUGCCCGAGGCCUGCCGCCCCACCACCGGAACCGGCAGCUGCAGAGCGGAGCGCUCCGAAGCAGCG
Molecule: messenger RNA, 3776 nt
Organism: Zootoca vivipara (common lizard)
Lineage: Eukaryota; Metazoa; Chordata; Lepidosauria; Squamata; Lacertidae
Biological process (GO): regulation of transcription by RNA polymerase II
Cellular component (GO): nucleus
Molecular function (GO): DNA-binding transcription activator activity, RNA polymerase II-specific; RNA polymerase II cis-regulatory region sequence-specific DNA binding
Source: RefSeq, a predicted model, not a curated record